Messenger RNA from Durusdinium trenchii, 1835 nucleotides. The record is from the annotation of a GenBank genome assembly. NCBI's taxonomy places the organism in Eukaryota, Dinophyceae, Suessiales, Symbiodiniaceae.
ACAAUUCAACUCCACCCUCUUUGAGCUUGGACAGGUUUUUGGACGUUUGGACUGGGAUUCUGCAGGUUCCCAGAGCCCGGCUAGCGGGAUGCUAGCGGGGAGGGUGCUGUUCCGACAAACGAGUGUUUUGUUGAGGUCCCCUCACAUCAAACAGCUGCAAGCCGUCCUGUUCCCCAGAAAGGUUGGGCACGGAAGGGGGAAACCCUGUUUUAGUAUGUUGUUUAAAAGAUAUGAUACACCCGGACAAGAAGUCAAUUUAAUUACAUAUAUAUAUAUAUAUAUAUGUUGCUCACUGACUUACACGUAGAGGACAUUCUUCUUUCGGGUCACCUAAGGACCAUGUUUAAAAUGGUCUUGGACUGCUAGAGUAUAUUGAAUAGCCUUGACGUUGACCAUGGCUCAAGCCUACUCAAUUACUCCUCUCGAUUCUGAAGGCGCAGCAAUGCAAGUGGUGGCUGUGUCUGGCAACGCGAUUGCUCAGCUUGACGAGGAUGAGCUGCAUUACAUGGUGGAAAGUGGGCAAUCUGUUCGAGACCUCAAGCGACUUCUUUCAGCUCAGGUUGGGUGUUCAAGGUUUCAGCAAAGACUCUUCAGUGACGAGCUUGGAGAAUUGGAGGAUGACUUGGCUCUACGAACACUGUCAAGUGUCCAGCUGAUAAUUCUGCCUUUGUGUGCCCCUGACAAGACCAUGGAAGAAGAACUGCUCAGAGGCUGCGCGGAGAAUAAUGUGGCUCAAAUUGAAUGGCUGCUUCAAAAGCCGCUGGACCCGAACAGGGAUGGUUUGGUUCUUGCUGCCUCGUGUGGGCACUUGGAAGUUGUGCGAUUGUUGCUCGAGGCUGGAGUUGACAAAGAUGCAGCAGAUACAGAUGGCUGGACGGCUUUGCACAUUGCAGCCGAGAAUGGCCACUCGGAAGUUGUGCGGUUGUUGCUCGAGGCUGGAGCUGACAAAGAUGCAGCAGAUAUACAUUUCAAUGGUUGGACGGCUUUGCACUUUUCAGCCAGGAAUGGCCACUUGGAAGUUGCGCGAUUGUUGCUGGAGGCAAGAGCUGACAAAGAUGCUGCAACGGCCGAUGGUCUAACGGCUUUGCACAUUGCAGCCCGGGAAGGCUACUCAGCCUUGAAAGUUGUGCGAUUGUUGUGUGAGGCUGGAGCUGACAAAGAUGCAGCAGAUAUCGGUGGGUCAACGGCUUUGCACUUUGCAGCCAGGAAUGGCCACUUGGAAGUUGGCCACUGCCACUUGAAAGUUGUGCGAUUGUUGCUCGAGGCUGGAGCUGACAAAGAUGCAGCAGAUACCGAUGGUUCAACGGCUUUGCACUUUGCAGCCAGGAAUGGCCACUUGAAAGUUGUGCAAUUGUUGCGUGAGGCUGGAGCUGACAAAGAUGCAGCAGAUACAGAUGGUUGCACGGCUCUGGGCUUUGCAGCCUAUAACGGUAACGGCCACUUGGAAGUUGUGCGGUCGUUGCCUGAGGCUGGAACUGACACGCAAGGUUGGACGGCUUCAACCCUUGCAACAUCUUGCAACCAUGAGGGGGAACAGGGAAGUUGGCCGAUUGUUUGAGGCUAGAGCGGCUAGAGGCUUGAUUGCUACUUGCGCACGAUUGUCGCCACGACAGAUGGUUCUCACGGCUUUACACAUUGCAGCCGAGACUGGCUUGAGCAAAAACAAGCCCCUAGUUUGGGUUUGGCACAAGACCCAGCCAACCUAAAUGUGGUCUUUUGUGUUUUUCCUCGUGCUCCCUUUGUAAAAGGUUCCCUUGCUGCAUCAUGCUGCCUUUUGAGGAUCAGCAGUCCACAGCUGUGAUAUGGUGCAUGGCCAAAAGGUCAUCACCCCCACC